This is a messenger RNA of Microsporum canis CBS 113480, 1833 nucleotides long. Its product is annotated as U1 zinc finger domain-containing protein. The transcript is spliced from 4 exons. NCBI's taxonomy places the organism in Eukaryota, Fungi, Ascomycota, Eurotiomycetes, Onygenales, Arthrodermataceae. Gene Ontology annotation, molecular function: protein binding. The record is from RefSeq and is a predicted model, not a curated record. Bases 1 to 1833 code for a protein of 610 amino acids.
AUGAGUUGGAAGGAGAUUGCCAUGGUAUCUAGCAAAUUCCCUUCCCUCACCAGCUUAUCCUUGGAGAAUAACCAGUUGUCGUCUACUUCGGCUGCACUAUCAGCCAUGAUACAAGAGCUUUCAUUGGAAUUCAAUGACUUUGAAUCUUUGGACUGUCUACACCAUCUCACUGCACUACGCAACCUCCGCCGUCUUUGCCUUCGAGGAAACAAGAUCAGCAAGAUCUAUUCAUCAACGCCCUCAGGCCUGGUCUUCUCUCCAACUCUAGACUUUGUGGAUAUAUCGCUCAACCAAAUACCGUCAUGGAGCUUUUUGAAUGCCCUACAAGCAGUAUUCCCAGGCCUCACAAGCCUACGUAUCUCAGACAACCCUUUAUACGACAUGCCACCAGCUCCGACAAAGGUUACCGGCCUACCGGAGAAGCGUAUGACAGUGGACGAAGCCUUUAUGCUGACACUCUCGCGACUGUCUAACCUUAAGCUUUUGAAUUACGGGAAGAUCACCCCGCUUGAUCGCCUCAACGGAGAGUUAUACUAUCUCUCCUUGAUCCGAAAGGAGCUGCUUGCACACCCGCAGAGCAUGGAGCAGGACAUCCUCAAUUCCCAUCCGCGAUACAAGGAACUUUGCAAGAUAUACGACACGCCUGAAAUCCAGCGGACGGCUAAAGAUGACCCAUCAAACGGGAUAGACCCUCGCUCUUUGGCAGCACAACUGAUAAAGUUUAAAUUCCACCUAGCAGACCCUAGCAAUGUAGGGCAAAAAAGAAGUAUCUACGAGUUUGAGAAGGAGAUACCCAAGUCAUUUGAUGUAUAUCACAUCAAAGCCAUCGUGGCUCGACGGUUUUCCCUGCCGGCUCUUCGGUUCAAGUUGAUCUGGGAAUCUGACGAAUGGGACCCGGUCAUAAAAGGGACAGCAGAGGAAGACGAAUGGGAUAGUGAGGAAGAAGAAGAAGACUCGCAACCUGAAAACGCUAUAGACAGCAAGAAUGGCAAAGAGUUUAUCAGACGGGAGGAGGAGCUGAUAGAUUCAACCCGGGAGCUUUUGGUGACAUUGAAAUAUUUCAAGCUUGCGAAAAAGCUGAAGCUCGAACAAAAACUUCAUGUUAUCUCGAGUAUCGCAAUAGAUAGAUUGAAUAUAGACCAAGAACGAGGAGAGAAGGAAAGCCAGAGGGCGAAGAGCGAAGUAGAGCGACUGCGAGGAAUAGUAUCCAACCCCGGCACCUCCUCAUCUGGGCCCAAACGAACACCAAAUGACCCGCCAUGGAAGAAGCCGACGGCGACGGGCGCAAACACCGCGGGGUUGACACAAGACCGGAUGCAACAGGUAUCACAGCUGGCGGAGAUGGGCGUUGCUGUUCCCGAAGAGUUUAGGCCUAGUAUGGCGCUGGCCGGAGACUGGAAGGUUGUCUCGGAAACGCCCAUUGGGGAGAAGACCACUUCUGAUCCCGAGGUCAAGAACGUCGGCGUUCGCAAACGAAAGCUACGGGAAGACGAGCAGGAAGAAGCGGAUAUGCAGCAAGAAGUUGCGAGAAAGGCAUGGGGUUCAGCGAUCCGCGAGUAUCGAGCUGACGACAACGACCUUGACGCGCUGUUAAACAAGACUACGAACCUGAAGAAGGUGAAGGCAGAGGUUGAAGAGGACCCUGAGACCAGUGGCAAGCGGGAGCCUGUCAUCAAGGAGGAAAACGACCCCGAAGACGACGGAGGAGGCGCACCCGUCAACGCACCGCCUGAUGUCAAGCAGGAAGAGAAGACUGAAACAGGAGAUGAGACGGAGAACACCGCACCGGCUGUUAUGUUUAAGAAACGGAGACCGAAGAAUAUAAAACGAUAG